Messenger RNA from Mus musculus (house mouse), 3871 nucleotides. RefSeq names its product lipase, member I (gene Lipi). The record is from RefSeq and is a predicted model, not a curated record. Gene Ontology annotation, molecular function: glycerophospholipase activity; lipase activity; carboxylic ester hydrolase activity. Bases 123 to 1580 code for a protein of 485 amino acids. Gene Ontology annotation, biological process: lipid catabolic process; phosphatidic acid biosynthetic process; lipid metabolic process. NCBI's taxonomy places the organism in Eukaryota, Metazoa, Chordata, Mammalia, Rodentia, Muridae. Gene Ontology annotation, cellular component: plasma membrane; extracellular region. The transcript has 11 exons.
AGCAAGAGUCAUUUUUACAAGAAAGCUUGCCGGACUGAGACAAUCCUAUCACACAAGAACCUUAACGAAUUGCAGAAAUUUCUGGUGAAUCCCACUGUUUCUUUCACACUUUCUGAUACCAAAUGAGAAUAUACAUUUUUCUGUGUUUGAUAUGCUGGGCAAGAUUUGGGUAUUUAAAUUUUCAGUCGAAUACCACUGGAGUUUCUAAAGAUCCUGAGAAGAAGAGAACAUGUCUUGAAUUCACAAAGUUAAGUGCAAUGAAUAGCUUAAAAGAUUUAUUUUGUCCCAAAGUAAAGAUAAAUCUGCUGAUGUACUCAAGGGGCAACGCCAAGUGUGCAGAGCCACUCUUUGAAUCUAAUAACUCACUCAACACCCGUUUCAACCCAGCGAAGAAAACCGUCUGGAUUAUUCAUGGGUACAGGCCCUUUGGUUCCACCCCAGUGUGGCUUUCUAGGUUUACUAAAGCCUUUUUGAAACAGGAAGAUGUGAAUCUCAUUGUUGUAGACUGGAACCAGGGCGCUACGACUUUCAUGUAUUCUAGAGCGGUUAGAAAUACCAGAAGAGUUGCUGAGAUUUUGAGAGAAACCAUUGAGAAUCUUUUGAUCCAUGGGGCAUCACUUGACAAUUUUCAUUUCAUUGGCAUGAGCUUAGGGGCUCAUAUUAGUGGAUUUGUAGGAAAGAUAUUUCAUGGUCAACUUGGAAGAAUUACAGGUCUUGACCCAGCUGGACCACAAUUUUCUAGAAAGCCAUCGAAUAGCAGAUUAUAUUACACAGAUGCAAAGUUUGUAGAUGUCAUCCACACUGAUAUCAAAAGUUUGGGUAUUGGAGAGCCAUCGGGGCACAUUGAUUUUUAUCCAAAUGGAGGAAAACAUCAGCCAGGUUGUCCUACAUCAAUUUUUUCAGGAACCAAUUUUAUUAAAUGCGACCAUCAGAGAGCCAUUUACUUGUUCCUCGCAGCUUUUGAAACAAGCUGCAACUUUGUUUCAUUUCCUUGUCGUUCCUACAAAGAUUACAAGAAUGGUUUGUGUGUGGACUGUGGGAAUCUUUACAAAGACUCCUGCCCAAGACUUGGUAAUCAAGCUAAACUAUGGAAAGAAGAGUUGAAGAAAAAAACAGAAGAAUGGCCUCUUAGAACCACUGCAUUUUUGGAUACUAGUAGCCAAAAUCCAUUUUGUACCUAUUAUUUUGCUCUCAAUAUAGUUGCCUUGAGUGAAACUAUGAGAAAUGGCUCAAUUUCAUUUGGUUUAUUAAAUGACCUUGGAGAUUUGGAAUACUCAACACUCUAUGAGAAGAGCAAGCCAUUUGAUAAUCUUCAAGAAGUCAAGAUUCUUGUUCAGUUCGUAAAUGACAUUGUGAGCAUUUCGCGCAUUUGCUUGACAUACUUUCAGUCCACAAAUCCUUACUGUGCCGCGUGCCAGUACAAAAUACAGAGCCUUGUGUUAAAAUCACUCACAUAUCCAGAAAGGAAGCAGAGAGCACCCUGGGGAUGGAGAAAGACUUCUGAAACAGGAAGCCAAUCCCAGUCUCACUUCUUCCCCUCAAAAGGCCACACCUCCGAAUCCUUUCCAAACUACAACUAACUGAAGACCAAGAAUUCAAAUGCCUGAGGCUUAUAGGGGAAAUCUCCUUCAAACCACCACAACUAGGUUACUUGUGGCUUCAUUUUGUGAUUGCUACUUAAUUGGUUGCUUGAUUCUAGUUUUUGUUGUUGUUGUUUUUAACAGUUACCCAAAUAUAGCUUGUCAUUAAUUGGUAUUUUUCAAAUGGCAAUGAUGAGGUCAUUUGCACUCUUGAAUUUGGGCAUUUAUACAUUUAGCUAAACAUGAUUAAUGACAGUGUAGGUAAAUUCUUGCUGUGGCUUUUUGUUUUCUGUUUGUAGUAUAUAUGUGUGUACAUAUAAUUUCAAGUAUGAGUUCAUGUGUUUGUUCUGUUAUUGUACAUAUGUGAAGGCAUGUGAAUUAUAAAGGCCAGAGAUUUUUUUUUUGAACCUAGACUUCCAUUGAAUCUGAGCUCAUGGAUUCAGUUUCACACAUAUAACUGCAAGUUCUCACAUGGGAUCUUUCUGUGCUCCACCCUGAGUCUGCUUUACAUGGCUGCUGGGGCUUCUAAUUUCUGUCCUCCUGUUGCAUGGGAAGAACAUUACAACGUGGAGCUUUUCAGUCUCGUCCUUAAAUGCUUUUGCCGAUAGACACAUGUUCUCACCUGGUUUAAUUUACUUUCUAAAGCAGUUUUCACAAUAAUUCUUUAUAUUGUGGGUGCAUUAUUAAGGAAGUACAAUAUAAUAUCUUUGAAAAUUCCUCAUGUUUUCUUCAUCCUGAAACAAAUUUUAUUUUCAGUACUUUUACAAGUAGCUGUGGUGCCUGUUGCCUUGAUUGUAUUGAAAGUUCUAUUGGUAUAUUUUCUUUGUUUCUCAAAAAAAUGACAAAUUAUUCUCUUUGGAUAAUCAAUAUUUUAUUUUCUGAAUUGGAACAGUUAGAUUAUAAUAUGCCUUAUAAUUUUAUUCCUAUAUCUAAGCUUGCUAUAAGGAAUGAUUGAUUAUAAUAUUGUACUAUAAUAACUUUAAGGCAUAAAAGGUAAUAAAUCUUAUUUUCUUCUAUGAAGGAAUUUGAUAAAUUAACUCUUGUCUUGAAUCCUAUUGUCCUGGCCCUGCAGAUUUUGUUCCUUUUCUUUUCUUUUCUUUUCUUUUCUUUUUUUUAAAUAAGAUUCCAUCUAUGUUUUCUACAACAUCUUGAAUUUCUUUUCGGUGUCUGUAUCAUUUAUCUAUAUUUUUCUUUGGGGAAUUCCUAUUUCCUGUCCCACUGCCCAUUUCCUCCAGAUCCCCUCCUCUUCUAUUUCCUUUCAGAAAAGAGCAGGCCUCCGUGAUAUCAACUGAACACAGCACAGGUUGCAAUAACACUAGGCACAUACGGUCAUAUCAAGGCUGAAUGAGACAACCCAGUUGGAGGAAAUGCAUGCCACGAGCAGAUGAAAGAGUCAGAGGAUCCUUUGUCCCACUCUUGGGAGUCCCACAAGAAUGCCAUACUAUACAACCAGAACAUACAUGCAAAUGAUCUAGAUCAGACUCAUAGAGGCUCCCUGGCUGUCACAUUAGUCUCUGUGAGCCCCUAAAAGCUCUGCUUAGUUGAUCCUAUGGGUUGUAUUCUCUUGGUGCUCUGACCUCCAUGACUCCUACAGUCCUUCCUCCUCCUGCUCUUCACAUUUUUCUAGCUCUGUCUCCUGUUUCGUUUCGGGUCUCUGCAUCUUCUUUCACCAGUUGUGGGAUGAAGUCUCUCUGUUGAUCUAGGUACCAAUUUGUUCUUCUGUCUGGUGAGGCCUGUACUUGAGCAGGGCUGUAAAUAUAAUGUAUAAUGGAGAGUUUCUAUAAAUAUCUUUGAGGUUGAUUUUCAAGAAGCUAUUAAAUUACUUUUGGGCAGAUGUUCUUUAGAAGGCCUGAUUUCAUGCUAUACUAGACAGACUUGGAGAAGUAUUUAACCUAGGUUAAUUUACUUCCACCCUUUAAGCACACUUUAAGCACACUUUAUCCAGCUAGUGACCUGUAUGUCAUGAAUUUAUUGCUGUCUUAGAAGUUAGGACAAGAUAAAUUUCUGUCUCUGUAUUAAUGUUUAAAAUCUUUCUCUAAGUCAUUUUGCAAAGGAACAUUAGAAAAGUAAAUGUGAUAAAUCAUGCAAAGCUCUCAGGAAGAGUUUUUUAAAAAGAAAAAUGUACUUCUUAUCAUUUGUUUUGUUAUUUAUAGAUUGCAGUAAAAACUAAAUUGGAUUUAACUUUAGAUAUUAUCUUAGAAUUACUUCCAAUUUUAUUAAAUUUUACAUUAUAUCGAUAAAAUAGUUUCCUCUUGUAUUAAUCUGUAAUAAGCAAAAUAUUAGAAGUGUAA